AUGAAAAAUUCAAGAGCAAAAGCAUCAACUCACUUUGUAUCACUAUUAGAUAGAUUUCGCAAUCUUUCCCACUUUGAGAUCCAAAAGCAUUUCCAUUUUUCGUCACAAAGAUUCAAGCUUUACCAACAGUUUUAGUGUAAAUUUCCCUUCUUUUCUUGUUUCAUCACAAUACGAAAUCCAUUGUGUUCAUCGCCUUCUUGAGAUUCACUAAGUUAUUGUUUCUCUGGAAAACAAGAACCCUGAUCUUUAAUCUCUCCUUUUCCAGCUUACAUAAUUUAGACCCCAUCUCCAACAUCAUUUGGUUCUGUUCUGUCUAGUUUUAGUCUUUAUUCUCUGUUAAAUCCAAAAGUUUUUUUGCGUUAGCCUCUAAAGAGUUUAACUUGCCCGCUUCAGCUUCUUUUGUCUCUGUAUUGGGUAUUUGAAUUCCUUAGGGUUUUGAUCUCAGCAUUUACAGGGGCGGUUGGUCUUGGUUAGGUCAUUUUGUCAUCUGGGUACUUUUGAUUUUGGGGGAUUUGGGUUGGGUUUUGGUGGGUUUUCUCUGAUCUUUGUGAUCUGGGUUUUGGGUGUUCUACCAAGCUGGUUUCUUCUUCAAUUUUGGGAUUGUUAGAUGCUCUUGGUAAUAUAUUGGCCUCAGCGAGUUUGAAUCUAAGAUGCAGCCUGAUCAGCGAAGAAAGUCAUCUGUAGAUGUAGACUUUUUCACCGAGUAUGGUGAGGGGAGCAGGUACAGAAUAGAGGAAGUAAUUGGUAAAGGAAGCUAUGGUGUUGUUUGCUCUGCAUAUGACACACAUACUGGAGAAAAAGUUGCAAUUAAGAAAAUCAAUGAUAUCUUUGAACAUGUAUCUGAUGCUACACGUAUACUACGUGAGAUCAAACUUCUUAGAAUCUUGCGCCAUCCCGAUAUUGUUGAGAUCAAGCACAUUUUGCUGCCCCCAUCCAGGAGAGAAUUCAAAGACAUAUAUGUGGUUUUUGAACUUAUGGAAUCUGAUUUACACCAGGUUAUUAAGGCAAAUGAUGAUUUGACUCCAGAACAUUACCAGUUUUUUCUUUAUCAGCUUCUACGAGGCCUGAAAUACAUACAUACAGCAAAUGUCUUUCACCGAGAUCUAAAACCCAAAAAUAUAUUAGCAAAUGCUGAUUGCAAACUCAAGAUAUGUGACUUUGGUCUUGCUAGAGUAGCUUUUAAUGACACACCGACUGCCAUAUUCUGGACCGACUAUGUUGCAACAAGAUGGUAUCGGGCACCUGAAUUAUGUGGAUCCUUUUUCUCAAAGUAUACUCCAGCAAUAGAUAUAUGGAGCAUUGGGUGCAUCUUUGCAGAACUUUUAACUGGGAAGCCUCUUUUCCCUGGAAAAAAUGUUGUUCAUCAAUUGGAUCUGAUGACUGAUCUACUGGGAACACCAUCUGCCGAAGCCAUUGCCCGGGUAAGAAAUGAGAAAGCUCGGAGAUACUUAAGUAGCAUGAGAAAGAAGAAGCCCAUUCUGUUCUCCCAGAAGUUCCCCAAUGCAGAUCCUCUUGCACUGUGUUUGUUAGAAAGAAUGUUGGCAUUCGAAGCCAAGGAUCGACCUAGUGCUGAAGAGGCCCUGGCUGAUCCAUAUUUUAAGGGCUUGGCCAAGGUUGAAAGAGAGCCUUCAGCCCAACCAGUUACGAAGAUGGAAUUUGAAUUUGAAAGACGGAGGAUAACCAAAGAAGAUGUUCGCGAACUUAUAUACCGCGAGAUACUUGAGUACCAUCCUAAGAUGUUGAAAGAGUACUUAGAAGGUUCAGAGCCAACAAGCUUCAUGUAUCCAAGUGCUGUUGACCAUUUCAAGAAGCAAUUUGCCUAUCUUGAGGAAAACUAUAGAAAUGGCACUGCUGUUUCCCCGCCUGAGAGACAGCAUGCAUCGUUACCCAGGCCAUCUGUGUUAUAUUCUGAUAACAAGGCACAAAAUUCAGCGGAUGUGACAGAAGAUCUUUCUAAAUGUUGCAUUAACGAGGUUGAGAAACCUCAGGUGGACAGGAAUGCUGGAAUCCCUAUGACAAGGCUACCUCUUCAAGUUCCUCAAAGCAUCCAAGCUUCUGGCGCCAGACCAGGGAAGGUAGUUAGUUCAGUAUUGCGGUACAACAAUUGUGGGGCAGCAGCAGCAGCUGAGGCUCUGGAACAGCGAAGAAUGGUUCGCAACCCAGGUUCAACUCAAUAUACUGCAACAAGUGGUUCAUAUCCAAGAAGAAACUCUAUCUGUAAAACUGAUAGGGGAGAAGAUGAAGUUGUUGAAGGUUCCAAUGGUUUGCAGCCAAAGCCCCAGUACAUGGCAAGGAAAGUUGCUGCUGCUCAAAGUGGAUCCGGAGGCCACUGGUAGUAAUCUAAUGUUGGUUUUGUUUGGUUCCAUAAUCUGCAGUCUUUAUCUGACUUAAUUGUUUGAAAGAAAGAACUCGGUGUACUGCAAACUGCAACUUAGUUCAUGUCCAUUCAUUUGCCCGCAAUUAGAGUCAUCCAAUACAGGUCAUACAGAGUCUCUUGGGUGGACAAAUGAAUGACGCGACAAAGUUAGCUACAAGUUGUAAUUUAUAUUUAUAUAAUCACUAAUUUGAAAGUGUAGGUUUAGAUGGUGAUUCCCAUGCUUCACUUCGUCGGUCUGUGAUACAGAUUGAUCAGGUAUGAGGGUGAGGAAAAGGAAUUCCUUUACUGGAUGUAUGAAAAGCUCAUCCCUUUCUUGGUUCUCAUUCUCUUGUAAGUCAUAUAGUUUCACCCGUUUUACCCAUGCUGAGUUAGAUCUGUGAAAACUGUUUGUAUUGAUUCUGUUCUUUUGUACCUUAAUAAGGAUGGCUAUUUGUUUCUCUUCACUCGUGCUGUAUCUAAAUUAGA
This is a messenger RNA of Rubroshorea leprosula, 2842 nucleotides long. The record is from the annotation of a GenBank genome assembly. NCBI's taxonomy places the organism in Eukaryota, Viridiplantae, Streptophyta, Magnoliopsida, Malvales, Dipterocarpaceae.